Molecule: messenger RNA, 4207 nt
Organism: Labrus mixtus (cuckoo wrasse)
Lineage: Eukaryota; Metazoa; Chordata; Actinopteri; Labriformes; Labridae
Gene: mmp21
Product: matrix metallopeptidase 21
Exons: 16
Coding region: 711-3593 (960 amino acids)
Biological process (GO): uroporphyrinogen III biosynthetic process; proteolysis
Cellular component (GO): extracellular matrix
Molecular function (GO): metalloendopeptidase activity; uroporphyrinogen-III synthase activity; zinc ion binding
Source: RefSeq, a predicted model, not a curated record
CGUAGGUAGAAUGGACUAAACCAUGUUAGAAAGAGGGGUCUCUAAUCGUUUAAACAUUGCAAAACUACAAUUCUACCUGUAGAAAUAUGUUUUCUAUUCAAUUUCCUAUUAAUUAAGUGUCACAUUUUUUACCAUUUGAAAUCGUUAAUGGUUUAUUAAAAAUGUUCGAUAAUAUUAAUAAAUAUUUUAAGCAUUUUUCUACCCUUCUCGACGGUGUUUGUAAUCGUCAUGCACCAAGCGGAAGAGACAAACCAAGGUACUUAAAUGUCGUGCAGUAUUUUGUCUUUUGAGUAUUAUAUGUUGUUCGUGUCAUUGUGCAAUACAGGUGACAUGGAUAAAUAACUUUAGAUAUCAUGAGGCAACACGUCUGGGUUCAAUUAAAGCGACAUGUAGCUAUGAGUGUGUCUUACUAAUGUAAACAAUAACAUGAGAGUACACUAUGAUAUAGCCACGUAUUAUCUGGAUACAUUGAAAAAGAAAUGGAUGAUUGCUUUUACUCGUCUUGUUCAAACGUGACUCGACAGUUUUGUUAUCAGCAGGUCGCAUAUAACAGUUUUAGGGUGUAGCUUGGCUUGCUUUGCCUUCACACCCUCUGUCCUCAGUUGUUUUUGCAGGUAUUGGAGUCUUGAUAGUGGCAUCAUUCAUAUUUCACCCUGCUCUGUUCUGCUGCACUCUCACCCUUCAGCCGGUGUUUUAGAGUCUUGGCCAGGAUGCAUGUACUGCUUCUCAAAGACCCAAGAGAAGAGGAGUCAGGACCUGAUCCUUACAUUAAGGAGCUGGCAUCACACGGACACAAAGCAACCCUUAUUCCAGUGCUGUCUUUUAAGUUUGUCUCAUUAAACACCCUGUCGGAUAAGCUUUUCCAGCCAGAAAAGCAUGGCGGUCUUAUAUUCACCAGUCCAAGAGCAGUGGAAGCUGUGAGGAUGUGCUUAGAAGCAGAACAAAGACAGGAAGAAUGGAACAGCUCUGUGAAAGACAAGUGGAAUAUGAAGUCAAUCUAUGUGGUCGGGAAAGCAACUGCUGCAUUAGUACAAAACCUGGGCCUGAACCCUUUGGGCGAGGACACAGGGACAGCAGACGCCCUAUCACGUGUCAUCAUCGAACGGGAGGACACAAAUAUUCCCCCACUUUUUUUCCCCUGUGGCUCAAUCAAAAGAGAAGUGUUGCCUACGGCUUUAAGGGAAAGUGGAGUGCCCCUGGAGACGCUGACUGUCUAUCAAACCGCUGAACAUCCAGAUCUGGAGAAAAAUCUCAAGAACUAUUUCACCGAGCAGGGCACGCCAGCCAGCAUCAGUUUCUUCAGUCCUUCGGGGGUGAAGUUUUGCCUGGAAGUGGUGCGGAGGCUGUCAGGUGAACAGCUGACUCAGAUAAAGUUUGGAGCCAUUGGACCGACUACAAGAGACGCUAUGACAGCAGAAGGCCUGUGUGUCAGCUGUACGGCGGAAAAACCGACACCAGAAUACUUGGCUGCAGCAAUCGCUAAAGCUCUACAAGAACCAAACACAGCCGACGGCACGAUGCUGACUUUUAUCCAGCUGAUCAUUUUGCUCUUUUGGACGAGCAUUAGCUCAGCUGAUGCGGAGAAACUUUUCCAUAAAAGGGAUCAUUCUGAUGUGCAGAACCUGAACUCUCAUCAAGCUGAGGUUAUCACCGACAAGUACUCGGCAGAGUUAUUUCUCUCUAGAUAUGGAUUCAUUAAACCGGUAAACUGGGAGGAGGUCCAGUUUGAGGACGUGGACACCUCUUUCACUGAAGACUUCCUGGAGGAAUUUCAAGAUAAGAUCCAAGAAGGGACCUCAGUGCAUCGAUCAAGGGAUUCGCCUCGUGUUGGGGCUCAAGAUGACAGCAACAGCUUCACAGAGAGCCAGGCGUUUGCUUCAGCUAUUGAGGAGUUUCAGAGAGUGUCGGGUCUGCCGGUCACAGGCAUGUUUGAUGAGGCCACAAAGGAGGCGAUGAACAAACCGAGGUGUGGAGUCCCCGACAAGGAGAUCGAGCUGAACGCCCAUGAAGCACUUGAGAACACUACCGUUUCAGAUAUUGAAAACAGUGUCAGUGAGGCUGACAGUAAUAACACAGGGAGUAAUGCAACCAGCGACACUUUUUUUGGCACCGAAAACUCAUUUGAAGAUGACUUUUUCAAUUUCAACGACACAGAAAGUGUUCUCACAAACAUCUCCAAUGACACCAGCAGCAAUUACACAAAUGACUUAGUUGAUCACAUUUCAAAUGAAACCUCUCCCAAUGAUAUCAGCAUGCACAGUCAAACAAAACAUAUCAGCCUGAGCUCUCAGCAGAGCAAAGCAGUGCAGCGCAGAAAACGUGACCUUGCAGCUCUCGUAUCCAAAAACAGACAAAGGAGAGAUUUGAGCGAAACGGGCUACAUGGCCUUUUCUAAGAAGGUGCUGAAGUGGAGGCUGAUCGGAGAAGGCUACAGCAGUCAGCUGUCCAUCGAAGACCAGAGGCAUAUCUUCAGACUGGCCUUCAGGAUGUGGAGCGAGGUGUCUCCGCUGGACUUUGUGGAGGACACACGCUCCCCGCUAGAGGAGGUGGACAUCCGGCUGGGCUUUGGCACAGGAAGACACCUGGGAUGCAAUCAAAGGUUUGACGGCACCGGUCAAGAGUUUGCCCACGCCUGGUUUCUGGGUGACAUUCACUUUGAUGAUGAUGAACAUUUCACCGGUCCCGACGCUGGCAGUGGCAUCAGCCUUCUCAAAGUGGCAGUUCAUGAGAUCGGCCAUGUUUUGGGUCUCCCCCACAUCUACAGACCCGGCUCUAUAAUGCAGCCCAGUUAUCUGCCCCAGGAGUCCGGCUUUGAGGUGGACUGGAUGGACAGGAAGGCCAUACAGCACCUCUAUGGGGGCUGUAAAGGUCGAUUCAACACAGUGUUCGACUGGAUCAGGAAGGAGAAGACGCCCUAUGGGGACGUGGUCAUCCGCUUUAACACCUACUUCAUGAGGGGCGGCUGGUACUGGCUGUAUGAGAACAGGAAUAACAGAACCCGGUUUGGAGAUCCAGUCGCACUGCAGAUUGGUUGGCGUGGAAUUCCCAUGGACGGAGUGGAUGCACGCGUGCAUGUGUGGUCCAGAAAAAGAGACGCUGUUUACUUCUUUAAAGGUACUCAGUUUUGGAGAUACGACCAUGAGAAUGACCAGGCGUUCAAACAAGACCCUGAAGGUCACCGUUAUCCCAGGUUAAUCUCUGAGGGUUUCCCUGGGGUACUGAGUCCCGUUGACACGGCCUUUUAUGACAGGAGGGACUCCCACAUCUACUUCUUCAAAAACACUCUCGUGUACGCAUUCGACGUGUCAGCCAACAGCUUGGCAAGAGGCUUCCCCAGAAACAUCAGAGAUGUUUUCCCUGCAGUGGAGAGCGGAGACCAUCCAGAUGGCAACAUUGACGCUGCCUACUUCUCUUACACCCACAAUGCCAUCUUUCUACUCAAGGGCACACGCUUCUGGCAGGUGGUGGGAAGCCGAAAUCGCUGGCGCCGGCCCUUUCUGCCACGGAAUGGCCUGCUGCCACACAGGGAGGUGGAUCAGCACUGGUUCGACAUCUGCAACGUUCAUCCCACGGCACUCAAACUGACACGCUGAGGUUGCUGAAGCAGAGACUUUUUGAACACUACUCGUGUGUACAGGUAUGAUCUACGCACUCGCCUCUUGUCAUACAUGUGCAGAUGUCAGUUAUCUACUUGUUUUUGUGUGUUGUGAAUGUAUAAUUUAAGAUCCUAAAGACAAAAACAGCUGAAUUUCACUGUUGGCUUUUAUUGAAAUGAAGAGUUCUAUUAAUACAUAUGCUGUCUGUCUCAUACUUUGAGGUGCCAAGAGCAUAUUGGCGGGAAAUAAAUCCUGAAGGACCUUUUAUGUUUACAAUAUAUAAAGCAUUAGAGAGAUUUCAUUUAUUUAUAGAGUGUUUGUAAAGUCUUUAUACCGACACCUCAUUUGAUUUGUUGAUGAAUGUAAGAGGACUCUUAAAUUGCACACCAUGAAAAAGGGGAUUCUUUCUUCAAAAAGGUUGAAUAAAGUACAGGCUCACAAUGCAAAUACCAUUUAUAAAGGCAUCUUUGACCUUUCCUGUUUUUAUGUUGCAUUCCCAUUUUCCAAUUUUGCACAAGUAGUAAUGAAAUAACUUUUCCCAGACUGUACAAAUGAUCUCAUUUCAGUUCAGUUCAUUGCUCAUUAUGAAAGUACAAAAAUACAAACCAGAU